CACCGCCCGCCGGAAGGAGCCGAAGAGGGCCGAGGCCGCGGCAACCAUCGCGCACUGCUGUUCGGUCUCCGAGGGAGUGCGGUCGACGUCCAGCGAGGAGUUGCAUUCGCUCCCGUCGCAGGCCCUGUAAGAUCUGGAUAUGUCCUUCAUAUUUGAUUGGAUUUACAGUGGUUUCAGCAGUGUGCUACAAUUUUUAGGAUUAUAUAAGAAAACUGGUAAAUUGGUAUUUCUUGGAUUGGAUAAUGCGGGGAAAACAACAUUGCUACAUAUGCUAAAAGAUGACAGACUUGGACAGCAUGUCCCAACAUUGCAUCCCACUUCUGAAGAACUGACUAUUGCCGGUAUGACUUUUACAACAUUUGAUCUGGGUGGACAUGUUCAAGCCCGAAGAGUUUGGAAAAACUACCUUCCUGCUAUCAAUGGCAUUGUAUUUCUGGUGGAUUGUGCAGACCAUGAAAGACUGUUAGAAUCAAAAGAAGAACUUGAUUCACUAAUGACAGAUGAGACCAUUGCCAACGUGCCUAUCCUGAUUCUUGGGAAUAAGAUCGACAGACCUGAAGCCAUCAGUGAAGAGAGGUUACGAGAGAUAUUCGGCUUGUACGGUCAGACAACAGGAAAGGGCAGUGUAUCACUGAAAGAACUGAACGCCCGGCCUUUAGAAGUUUUCAUGUGCAGUGUGCUCAAAAGACAGGGCUACGGAGAAGGCUUCCGCUGGAUGGCGCAGUAUAUUGACUAACCUGGCCGGCCGGCUCCGCCUGCUCAGAGAUUUGAUCGCUCAGCGCGCAGAACUUGAAUUCAAUAGACUUCUGUUGGUUUUAAAAUAGAUAUUUUUUAGAAUAUUAAUAUUAUAUCAACUUAAUUUGAGUGAAAAUUGAAAACUGAUCCAAGUAAGUUUGCUAGUUUCUAAUUCCAUACAGAUAGUUUUACAGUUUAUAAUCUGACAUCAGCCCGGCGCCGUUUACAAAGAGCAGUUUCCCGCAGCACCUUUGAAGCACUUCGUAACCGUGUGAAAGUACAAACACAAGCCAUGUUUAAAAGCUCAUCAUGGUAAAUUCUUUAUGUGCUCUUUUAAAUUUUAGAUCGUGUGUCCACCGCUCAAGUGCACAGUUAGCGAGGAGCUUAUCUGGUGGGGUGACGCCUUCCAGUUCUCAGUAACGCCCUUCUUAGCAAACAUCAUGCAAUAAAGCCGACUCUGACGUGUGGCCCCCUUGCUGGGCAGGUGUUUCGUUGGAGUGUGUCUUGUCUAGCCAGCACUCUGAAGCGUAGCUGUUUAAUAUUCCGUGGGAGAAGGCUUGAGGAAAGGAGACCCUUCAGGAGAUGCAGGAUUACUGUGACCCUGAGGGCUUGCGCAUUGCCCGGGGCAGCUGUGGAGUCGGUGCGUUCCUAACUGGCAGAGCUGCCUUCUCAGUGCAGGCGGCUGUCCUGGUCCUGUGGGCUCAGCCCUCUGGAGCAAAGCACCCGCGCCUGCCAGGCUUUGGGAAGCCAGGCUGUUGCGUCCCUGCUGUCUCACGUUGAAGUGAUCCGGCCUUACUCGUGACAGUUUGGAAUCUGUGCUGCUUCACUGGGGGACGGGGGGGUGACAGGCCCCCAUCUCGCCGCUUGUAGAAGUCCCGGGUCUCUGACGGUCCCGGCCCGGCCAAGCAGCAGCAGGAGCACGUGCAGUUUCAUUGUGGAAUCCAGAGCAUCUAAGGAAAAAGAAGCAGCUUGUCCUGCGGGCGUCUCGCUCCUACCCGUAGCUCUUCUGCCUUCUUUGGCAUGUGUUACUUCCUGACAGGAACAAAAUGAGUCCUGAUUUCUAACGUCUUUUUCCUCAGUUGCUCUCCACCAGACUUGUUUUGGGAUGUAAUGCUUCCUGGGCAGCAGUGUCUGAGGCCUCACUGCUACACUUACUAAUAAAAUGUUAGUUUUU
Molecule: messenger RNA, 1909 nt
Organism: Chinchilla lanigera (long-tailed chinchilla)
Lineage: Eukaryota; Metazoa; Chordata; Mammalia; Rodentia; Chinchillidae
Gene: Sar1b
Product: secretion associated, Ras related GTPase 1B
Exons: 7
Coding region: 140-736 (198 amino acids)
Biological process (GO): endoplasmic reticulum to Golgi vesicle-mediated transport; intracellular protein transport; membrane organization
Cellular component (GO): endoplasmic reticulum exit site; COPII vesicle coat
Molecular function (GO): GTPase activity; GTP binding
Source: RefSeq, a predicted model, not a curated record